UAUAUAUAUAUAUACAAAUCUUUAACAGAAAAAAAUAUUAUCACGUUGCAAAUAUAGAUGCUUUCCCACCACAAAGUCUAAAUUAUGAUUGGUUAUUUAUUUUGAUCAUUUUUAGGUCUUUUAUUCCUUGAUAAUAAAAAAAUCAAAAUGGCCACAAAUGAACACCUUUAGCAAGAGAAAUUAAUUUGAUACUUAAUAGUGCGAAAACUGUAUGUGGAUUCUCACAUCUGCUAAAAAGAACAAGAUAAGCUCUUGUUCCAUGACUUCCUAGGAUCCAAGACUGAAACUUUAGCAUCCAUUUCCAAGACUGAAACUUUAGCUUCCACUUCCAUGGCUGACCACUUCCAAAAAGAACAAGAUAAGCUCUUGUUCGAUUAUUUCAUCGAGCUUCGAUUCACUAUGAUUUUAAUGUGUAGAAGAAGAUCAUGUGAAUUAGUUUCUAUAGUUGGAAACUUUUCGUCCAUUAGAUCUCCUAAAUAGAAAAUUAGAACAUCUACAAGUGGAACAAGACAUGAGUGUACAUUGUUUUGUUUAUUUUAUAAAACAUGAACAUUGUUUUUUUUUUCUUUUGUGUUAGCAUGUGGGUUGAUUGAGCUCUGGUGUGUGAAGUGAAACACUCUUUAUGUCCUUCUCUGUCCAACCAUAAUGUCUCUGAUGGAUUAGUUGGGACAUUGGAAGUGAAUUUGACAAAUGAGUUUGUGAUGCUUUUUUAUAUGACUUGUUCUUCUUUAUUACCUCUCUCUAGCUACUACUACUACUGCUGCAAUUUCAUGUUGCUUAUCUAGAUUUUAUCUUUCUAUUAUUUGAAAGACAAGGCAGCAGUGGGGGGGGGGGGGGGGGGGGGAUCAUCUUGAUGGGAGACAACUGCUUGGACCAAGAAGUGAGGUUUCAGGCUCAAUCAUGAGCAAUCGAUUUUUAGGAAACAAGAGAAGUAACUCUGAUUCACAAUUCACGGCUCAAGACCACCCAGAGACUCUGCACUGGUCCAAGAUGCUAAGAAACGGACCUGGAAGCCUCUCCAUGAAUAUGAACCGUAUGGCAAACCAGCCUCCACGAGGAGGAGGUGGACAAAUCAGUCAUUUGCUUCAUCAGCUGUCUUCAAGCAGGUUCAAGGAUGAAAACGUGGUACCAUCAGUUAUCUCCCAGACAGCUGCAGAUGAAGGUUCACGGACAGGGAUGAAAGGUCCAGGUGUCAUGAGUCCUUUUACAAUGCCAAAUCCGAGCAGAUUCGAAUGUUUUACCCCUUCAAGGUGUGAUGUCUCUAGUCUUGUGAUGCUUUGUCCUCAAGUCAGUUUCAACUUACGUACUAACUAUUGUAGUCAUCAGUCACGGACUUGUAAAGCUUUGUGUCUAUAUAAACAUGUGAACUCUUGUAGUCUUGUGAACUCUUGUAGUCUUGUCUAUAUAAACUUUUAUUCACAACACAACACUCUUCUUCAUUCAUCACACAUCUUUUCUCAAGUUCCUUCUCAAGUUCUUUUUUGAAAAUAAGUUUCCCUCGACUUGUAAACAAGUUUUAUAAAAAAAAUUCAUCUCAUGGUUUCUUUUUCUCAAAACACUUUUGAGGGAUCACUUGAUAAAAAUUUUGAUCAAUAUUUUGAUCAAACCUUUGAAAAUUUUUCAAUUCAUUACCUUUGAGAAUUUUUCCAUUCAAGUUCAGAUUUUUUUAAAAAUCCCUAAUUAAGAAACUUCCAUUGGACCGCUCAAAAUGAGAGUUUCUUAAUUAGAGUUCUUAAUCCUACUUAAAUACAUUUAAAAUAUUAAAUAAUCAUUAAAAACCCACUUAAGAAUCAUGGAAUAAUCAUGCUCUAAAUAUAACACUUUUAGAAUCACUAAAAACCCCAUAUGUGCCUCUUUGUUAUUGGUUAAAACAAUAAAGGAGAAAAUCUGACCUUCUCUUUCUUUCUCUUCGUUAAUGUCUUUUUUUUGUUUGGUCUGAGAAAUUGGUUCGUCGAUGUUCGUAGAUGUUUUGAAAAAUCUCUCCAAAUCAUCACACGAGAUCAACCGUUUGUUUGUUGGAUGAGAGAUGCUGAGCUUGGAUAAACAAAGGCCUGAAUCGUCAUCAUCGGAGGAGGCGCAAGCUGUGACUCCGUGGGUUGUCUCCGGUAAUGUCGAUCACGAGAAGGUGAUCGAAAAGUUCGGCUGCGAUAGGAUAGACGAGUGGCUGAUUGCUCGUGUCGAAAGACUCACCGCCAGUGCCGGUGCUGAUUAUUAUCUUUCAUCCUCCAAGAAAAACAGAGGGUGUUUGGAUCCAGAGGAAGCUAUUUUCAGAACGGGAGGAUGUGUCUGGUUUGCUGAUGGCUUCUAAGAUAUGUGGUGAGAGGUCUGGUCUCGCUGAGGAAGGCAUAGACUAUGCGAGGAGAAGCUUAGGCAACGAGUGCGUUCAGUUAGAUGGUGCAGCGCGUCUUGUUUUAGGCAUUGCACUCACCGAAAUCUUUGAUGUACUGAGACCGAGCAUGUAGCUAGGCUCUCCGAGGGGAUGCAGGCGCUGGAGUCUGCUGAUAUAACAGACCCGAGAGUCCUGCACCGUCUUGCGUUGGAGAACGCAGAGGAGAGGAAGCUGGAUUCCGCGUUAGCUUACGCUAAGCACGCGUUGAAGCUUGGAGCAGAGUCUGAUCUUGAAGUAUGGUUGCUUCUGGCUCGGGUUUUAUCUGCUCAGAAGCGGUUUUCAGACGCCGAGACUAUUGUUGAUGCAGCGCUUAACGAAACGGGGAAGUGGGAACAAGGGAAGCUGUUGCGUUUGAAGGAAAAGUUUCGUGUGGCUAAAGGAGAAGUCAAGGAUGCUAUUGUGACUUACACACAGCUUCUCGCACUCCUUCAAGUUCAAAGCAAAAGCUUGAGUUCUGCAAAGAAGAUGCCAAAGGGAUAUUAUGUAGAGGGAUGUCUCAUCAUUUCAGGGAGAUGUGUGUUGGAGACCAUCUUGCUGAUGGAAGCUAUGAAGAGCGGGAUGAUCCUGAUGGUGGAUUGGAAGAGGCUUAUCAGGUGACUCGUAGUGAGAUUCACUUUACAAUCUGUCUGCAGGUUUCUUCCUGUUCCAUUUGUUGAUACCAUCUGAUCAAACUUCUCAUCACGACUGUUUGUUCAUUCACAUCUUUGAUCAAACUUCAUGUCAUGUAUGCUUUUUUCAUCUUAUAAAUAAAACCUCAUUGAGGUUCUUCAAAUUUU
This is a messenger RNA of Brassica rapa (field mustard), 3165 nucleotides long. Its product is annotated as protein NPGR2. Gene Ontology annotation, molecular function: protein binding. NCBI's taxonomy places the organism in Eukaryota, Viridiplantae, Streptophyta, Magnoliopsida, Brassicales, Brassicaceae. The record is from RefSeq and is a predicted model, not a curated record.